Lingula anatina is the source of this 2873-nucleotide messenger RNA. Its product is annotated as intraflagellar transport protein 81 homolog. NCBI's taxonomy places the organism in Eukaryota, Metazoa, Brachiopoda, Lingulata, Lingulida, Lingulidae. Gene Ontology annotation, molecular function: tubulin binding. Gene Ontology annotation, biological process: intraciliary transport; cilium assembly. The record is from RefSeq and is a predicted model, not a curated record. Gene Ontology annotation, cellular component: ciliary basal body; intraciliary transport particle B.
UCCGGGUACCGCAUUCCUAGGGAAAACAAUAUUCGAGUAUUCAACAUCAAGCUAGAGAGGAUUGCCGGCCAACAUAGGAAAAGUGAUCUUUCAGGUAGCGUAGCUCACGUACUUUAGUCAAGAUGAGUGAGCAGCUGAAGUUCAUCGUUCAGGAACUGAACAAGGAGCCAUUUAACAAGAACUACAACUUAAUCAGCUUUGACUCCCUGGCCCCUGAGAGCCUCCUCCAGACACUGAAUGAUGUAUUGGCAGACAUUGACCCGAAGAAUAAGAUUGAUAUUCGCGAGGAGUCAGCUGACCAGACCACAGUGAGGCUGAUGGAGACACUGCGUAUCUUGAAGUACAGGCCUCCAACUGAUUCUUCUAAUGUGAGUGCAUUUCGCCAGGGUCUUGUCCAGGGGAACAAGCCAGUGGUAUACCCCAUCCUGGAGUGGCUCUUGCAGAACAAAAGUGACCUGAAGAAGAGAGCUUACCUGGCCAGGUACCUGGUGAAGUUGAGCAUCCCACCUGAGUUUAUGGAUGAACAGAUGUCUGAGCUGUAUCAACAGUAUGAGAUGUACAUAGAAGAAUUCAAGGAGCUGCACAAGCAGAUGGAACAGCUGAAGAACAGUGGGUUUAGCACACAGGAGAUCAGGAAGGACAUUGCUAACAUGGAGGAAGAGAAAGAGCAGCUGAACAGGAGGGUGGAGAGAUUGAAGAGAAAGGUGGAGUCUCAGCCCAAUACAGGCCCAAUGCUGGCCAUAGCCAGAAACCUGAGGCUGGAGAGGGACAAGGAACAAAAGAUUGCCCAGCAGAAACUGGACCAGAAAAAUGCUUUGCUUCACACUCAGCAGAGACACCAGCGUCUCCAGCAGCAGUUAAAGGACUUGCAGCAGGCCAGUAUGGGGGCCACACCUGAAGGUCUGCUGGAAAGACUGGAGGAAGAAACCAGGGUCAACGCCUACAUGGUCAGAGAAAAGCUGCCCAAAGAAAUCGCCAUGAAGAGAAAAGUGACCCAAGAUCUCCAGAAAGUUGUAUUAGAACCAGCCAUGGGCCAAGCUGAGCUGGAUGAACUGAAUGGAAAGAUUCGUGACAUGAAUACAGAGAUUAACCAGCUGAUAGAGAAGAGAAUGAGAAGCAAUGACCCCAUUGAUGACAAACUGGCUCUCUUCAGGCAGCAGGCAGCCAUCAUUACCCGGAAGAAAGAGGUUGCUGCGGAAAACCUGAGAGAUGCCAGAGACGAGUUGGCCCGCACUGAACAGGAAUUGAGGGAGAAACGAGAUAUUCUGAAAGAACAUGAUGGAGAAGAGGUGUUGAAAGGAGAUGAGUUCAAGAGAUAUGUGAAUAAACUGCGUGGUAAGAGUACAGUGUAUAAGAAGAAGAGACAGGAGCUGGCAGAGAUACGAGCAGAGCAUGGAGUGUUGUCCAGGACGGAGGAGAUACUGAAAACCCGAGAUAAUGCUAUUAUACAACAACUGUCUGCCGUGGAGGCCAAAAAAGGUGUCUCUGGCUACAGGGACACUCAAGAGGAGCUGGAGAAAGUUUCCAGCGUCAAGAGCGAGAUGGAUGAUGUGAAGGGAAGGACACUAGAAGACAUUUCCGAGAUGGUCACCAAAUUAGUCACCAAAAUAUCGGAGAAGAAGAGCGCAUUAGCACCUGUCAUUAAAGAAUUGAGACCUCUGCGACAGCAGUGUCAAGAAAUUACACAAGAACAUGAAGAGAAAAAGCAUAUUUAUGAUACCACUGCAGCUGGCCUGGAGAGCAAUAGAUCUAAAUUAGAGCAGGAAGUGAGAGGGUAUAGAGAGGAAGUUACAGCUGAAGAGUCUCGGUAUCAUUAUCUCCACUGUAUGAAGCAGAUACUGGAGAACCAACAUCAGAAGAUUGCAGACGAAAUGAAGUCAUAUACAUCGUCAGAUCCCCAAGAGAGAAAGAAAGCUUUCAGGGAAAUUUACACCAAGAAAAUCCAGGAACAAGAAAAUUUGGGGAAGGGCCUUCGCGAGAAACAGAAGUACGUGCGUGAGAGCCAUGGACCAAACAUGCGACAGAUGAAGAUGUGGAAGGACGUGCGCCGUCUGCUGGAAAUGAAGCACAGUUGUUGGGACCAGGUCAAGGUCAAUGAGGGCAUGAGUGGGAACGUGAGCACUUAUGGCCAAGAUGGCGGCGGAGCGCCACAGGAUACUAACGUGUUCACGCUGUAGUGGUUGUUUUGUUUAUCACGUAAUCAUAUAGACAAAUGACUUGGAUUAUACUUUGGUGUGACAGGAUUUGAACAGAUCAAGUUCUACUCCCCAGUAAUUUAUUUUUCUUUAUUUACUUACUUAUUGUGAUUCUACUCUAAGUUUGCAUAUUUCAUUUUGAGGCAUUUAACUGGAAAUAUCAAAUAUCACUACAAACUGGCCAACAUUGAUCACAAUUUACAGUAGAAUACCUACAGUUUUCUUGUCAGGAUUUAUUAGAUAUUUUUCAAAUUGUAGUGGAAGGACCUUUUUUAAGUCAGCCCCUUCUGGAGGGGUCAUUGGAACAUUCCAGUUUUCUUCUGUUGAAAACAAAACACUUAGCAUGUUACAGAUUUCUGAUAACUGCCAUUGGUGGUUUAACUAGGAUGAACAUUUUGUAAUAUCACGAGGGCUUUCGCCUCAUGGUUAUUGUAAGGAAUCGUCACUCAAGUGAUUAACUUUCUUUUGGUUAGCCAGUUAAAUUGCACAGCCAAUUAUUUUGGUUUGGUUUUUUUUUUUUCCAUUUCAUUACAUUCUUUAUGUAACUAUGUUGUCAGUCUGUGAUAAGGUUUAUGUUACAUGCAUUUUAGUCUGGGGUUUGUUUAAGUGUAACAGUAAUUUCCGUCCAGUAAUUGCAAUUGAAUAUUGAAAAUAAUACUUAUAUCAGUUUUUCUUGAA